UUUUACUCUUUCUCUUAAUAAUAAUUUUAAAAAAUUGUCAAACGAAAAAAGUGUUUGUUAUUUAUAUAAAAUAAUGCUCAUAUCAUAUAAGUGUUAAAAAAAAAUUACAUAAAAUUAAUAAAAAUUGUUAUCUAAAAUUUAUUUUAAAAAUGAUUUCUAAUGUGAUAGGAUUGUGUCGAAUUUGUAAUCAAAACCACUAUCUUUCCAUACAUGGAACAGAACUCAAAGAAGAAAACUUAAAACUCACAGUAUAUAACACAACAUGCAAUUCAUGUGUGGAAAAAAUUGAUUUUUUUUCAGUUAAAAAAUUAAUUUCUACGAAGAAUAAUUUAUUAAUGCUCAAUGGAAAAAGAAAAAUGAUUUUAGUUGACGCGUCUACAAAUACGGAAAAUAAUUUAUAUAAUAAAAUUCAAAAAAAUACAUUUACAAAUGUACUGGAGACUGGUACUAAAAAAAGUCGUUCUGAUACAAACACUCAUGGUGAAGGGAAAACCCAACGUUGUUUGUUCUGUGAAUUUUGUAGUAAGGAAUUUACACACACUGGAGAUUUAAAUAAACACAGAAGAAAACAUACUGGCGAGAGACCUUAUGAUUGUUCAAUUUGCAAUCGAAAAUUUUCCCACACAUCUAAUUUAGCGAGACACCAACGACUACAUUCUGGGGAGAAACCUUUUGUUUGUCCACUAAAAUGUGGCAGAAAUUUUAGUAGAAAAGAUAAACUUUCUGAUCAUAUUUCAAAAUAUCAUUCAAAUAUAAAUAAAUAAUUAUAUCUAAACAAUAAAAAUAAUUUAAAAAAUAACAAA
Messenger RNA from Leptopilina boulardi, 803 nucleotides. Its product is annotated as zinc finger protein 90-like. Gene Ontology annotation, biological process: regulation of transcription by RNA polymerase II. Bases 150 to 764 code for a protein of 204 amino acids. Gene Ontology annotation, molecular function: RNA polymerase II cis-regulatory region sequence-specific DNA binding; DNA-binding transcription factor activity, RNA polymerase II-specific. The record is from RefSeq and is a predicted model, not a curated record. The transcript has 3 exons. NCBI's taxonomy places the organism in Eukaryota, Metazoa, Arthropoda, Insecta, Hymenoptera, Figitidae.